AUGACGGCUCUUCCCCCUCAAGUCGCCGUGGUCGACUUCCACCACGCUCGGGGUCCCGAGGUCGAAUUCUGGAUCAACGAGGAUGGCCGGACGCUUUCCAAGCGGAAUGACUGGUCGCUGUUGCCGUUUAUGGCGCUCUCAGAUGGCGCCCACGCGAUGGCCGAGGAGUUUAGCUACUUUACGUUACUGGAUAAGCGCGACACGGCCGCGGUGGAUGAUACGCACAGCCAUGCAGCCUCGAGCAGGCCAACCUCCCUCUUCGGCAUCUCAUGCACACGCCAGAUACGCAGCGAGAGGUUAAAACGCCGCUCCGUGGACGUGACGCGUUCGACGGUGCAGAAGGCUGUGGUGGUGGUGAGUCCGACGGCCCGGGGAAUGGGGGAGUUGAGGGAGCGGCUGGGUGCGGUGACGGCGGCGUGGUUUGCGCAGGAAGACUUCUCGGACAUUUCGAUCUUAGAGGAGUUCCAAGCAAGUCUCGUCAGAGCACCGCCUACGCAUGAGGACGGCAAGGAUCAUAACUUUGGCCUCUCUCUGCGAGAAAUGAUCUACGAGUUUCGACAUCAGACACUCGCCUUGGUCAAAUGUUUACUGCUGCAGCGGAAGAUGCUCUUCUUCGGGUCGAAAUGCGAACGUCUUUGCAUGAUGCAAUUUGCCCUUGUCUCUCUCAUUCCCGGCUUGAUCGCGAAUCUGCAGGAUGCAGCGGAUCCGAGCCUCGAUUCUUAUGCGCAGAAUGCGCAACGAGCAGCGACUUUGAGGACUAGCGAUAGGAAUUCAUUGUUGGCGUAUAUGGGUCUGCCACUGCAGAUAUUCGGAAAGGGCUCCUUCUUCGGUCCCUACACGCCCCUCCAACAACUCGACAUCCUCGCCGACUAUGACACAAAAUCCUACGUCGUCGGCUCGACAAACAGCCUGCUCCUCCAGCAGAAGGAGAAAUACUCCGACAUCCUCAUCAACCUGGACGAAUCCAACUCCAUCACCAUGACAUCCCCGUCCCUUCGAUCCGCGCUGCAACUCUCGGCCGCCGACCGCCGAUGGAUCGACUUCCUCACCCAGACCGUGCUCGACACCUGGGACCCCGACAAUCCCUCCCGCCCACGCAACAUGGGAUACGCCGGCAGCGAGGACAGCAUCCGCAUGCAAUUCGAAGAGUACAUCCUAUCACUCCUGUCAAGCAUGGCCUACCAGAUCUACCACGAGAGCCUCGUCACCAAUGCGAUCCCCAACAAUGUGGCGAACAUCCCCGACCAUUUCCCCGACCCGGGCGACACGGCAGGCGACUUCAACCCAGAGUUCCUCGCCAUGUGGCGCAGCACGCAUAACUUUGAGCUCUUCGACAAACUGACCUCGGGGAACCGCAUCUUUGACAUCAUCGAGCCGCGACACCCCACGGCAGGGGGGCUGGGCGUCGAAGACCUGCAGCGCAGGUUCGCCCAGGGAAUGGCCGAGCUGCACUUGGACGACCGCGUGCGCGAGGGCCGGGAACAGCUCGGCCGCACAUUGCAGAGCGGGCGCGAGCGUGUCGAGGCCGGCCUGCGCGGCGUGUGGGCCGAAGUCGAGCGGGCGCGACAGCAACGCCAAGCGAAACGACAGAGUCAGAGUCAAAGCCAGACUCGGACGCGCGCCGCCGAAACCGCCGAAGACAACCACACGCACACGAUCACGGACAAGAAGGAUGAGAAGGAAAAUGACGACCCUGGCGCACGAAGGAGCACCAGCCUUCAGGCAGGCACAGGCACAGGCACAGGCACGGGGACAACCACACUAUCGCACACGAACUCGGACUCGAGCUCCAUAGUCGUGGUCGACAACGACGCUCGACGACCCAACUCGCCUCCUGAAUCCAGGUCUGGCGGCAGCGGAGGAAGCGUGUGGAGCGCGCUCGCCAUCCGAGACCGUGCCCCCAAAGUCGACACAGCGCAGAUCCAGGCCUCGGCGCGCGAGAGCGCCGUCAAGGCGGGCGCGUAUUUCAGCUCGUGGGGCACGUGGGCGCGAGAGAGGAUGCAGCAGCAGCAGCAGCAGGGGGUGGCCAAAAUGUCGGAGACCGCCGCUCCUGGCCGUGGAGAGGAAGCCGGUGGUGGUGGUGAUGGUGGAAGGACGGACGACCACAAUGUGGGGAUGGAGGCGACGAGGCGGUGA
Cladophialophora carrionii CBS 160.54 is the source of this 2136-nucleotide messenger RNA. RefSeq lists its product as uncharacterized. Lineage: Eukaryota; Fungi; Ascomycota; Eurotiomycetes; Chaetothyriales; Herpotrichiellaceae. The transcript is spliced from 8 exons. The record is from RefSeq and is a predicted model, not a curated record. The coding region runs from base 1 to 2136 and encodes 711 amino acids. Gene Ontology annotation, cellular component: cytoplasm.